CUAAAGUACUCAAUACUUAUUAUCUAGCGUAGCUUCUACUGCAGAGUAAAGUCACAGCUACUUUUGUUGAUGCCCCACCUACUGUGAGAGUGGCCCAAUGUCAGUGAACAAAUUGCUAGUGCAACCAAUGGACUCGAGAACCAGCAUCUUGUUUACGGUGUUGCAUCAACAUCACCAUCAUGACACUCCUAAGUGGCCAUGCUGUCUGUACGGUGUUCUUGGGGGUCCAUUGUGGUUGUCCAAUCGACCUGCACAUGGACAAUUCAAUAAGUUGAACUGCACCUGUUGGACACUCACGUCGAUGGAUAACAUGCAGAUAACGGGCGCCGCGAGACGUUGGUUCGUCCCGCUUGGCGGGCAAUUCUUGUAUCCGUUAUUUCAGCAGGGGUCUGGCUGUCAAGAACUCAAGGCUGGUCCGGGUUUUCCUACCCAGGUAUGGGCUCAUGACGAAUAGGGCUUAGCGCCCUCGCCGCUCCUAGUCAGGCUCAUCUGACAAUUCAAUUCCAUCGGUUGCCAGAUGGAAGGCAUUUUGUACAUAAUUAUGCAAGGAAAAACGUAC
This is a messenger RNA of Pseudomassariella vexata, 559 nucleotides long. RefSeq lists its product as uncharacterized. The coding region runs from base 98 to 454 and encodes 118 amino acids. Lineage: Eukaryota; Fungi; Ascomycota; Sordariomycetes; Amphisphaeriales; Pseudomassariaceae. The transcript has a single exon. The record is from RefSeq and is a predicted model, not a curated record.